GUUAGCCAAAAAAAAAAAAAAGGAAAAAAAAAAUCUAGAUUCCUCGUACCAGCCAUGGCAGAAGCAAAGAGGUAUGCAAUUGUGACCGGGGCAAACAAAGGGAUAGGAUUUGAGGUAUGCAGGAACUUAGCUUCUAAAGGAAUCACCGUGGUUCUGACUGCCAGGGAUGAGAAGAGGGGACUCGAUGCUCUUCACAAGCUCAAAUUCUCUGCUGGUCUUUCUGCUGAUCAUUUGCUAUUUCAUCAGCUUGAUGUGGCAGAUUCGUCUAGCGUUGCUUCCCUUGCUCAAUUCAUCAAGACUCAGUUUGGAAGGCUUGAUAUCUUGGUGAAUAAUGCAGGAAUUAUUGGAGCUGAUAUAGACUCUGAUGCUUUUAAAGCUGCGAUUGCAGCUGGUGCUGUUGAAGAGGAACGAGCUAAUAAAGUUGACUGGAGCAGUUCGAUCAAAGAGACUCAUGAAUUGGCAGUACAAUGCUUCCAAACAAACUAUUAUGGUGCCAAAAGAAUGAUUGAAGCCUUUGUUCCUCUUCUCCAAUUAUCUCAAUCACCAAGAGUUGUCAACGUUUCCUCAGGCGCGGGAAAGCUAAAGAAUAUACCCAGUGAAUGGGCCAGAGGGAUAUUCACUGAUGUCGACAACCUUACAGAAGAGAGAGUGGAUGAGGUGCUCAAUCAGUACCUGAAAGACUUAAAAGAAGGUUCCAGAGAAGCCAAAGGCUGGCCUUCAUUCCUGUCUUCUUAUACAGUCUCGAAAGCAGCCAUGAAUGCAUACACAAUUGUUGUCGCAAAGAAGCAUCCCCACAUCAAGAUCAAUAGUGUCUGUCCUGGUUUUGUCAAAACGGAUAUAAACUUCGAAUCCGGCACAUUGACUGUAGAAGAAGGUGCUGACAGUAUUGUGAGGCUGGCUCUGCUGCCUGAUGAUGGUCCUUCUGGCUUGUUCUUCAUUCGCAGUGAAAUAUCACCUCUUGGAUAGAGAUAAUCCUUCUCAUCUCUUUGCAUUCAUGUGAGAUCAUCCCAACCGGGCCAUAGAUCUAUGCAACAUUGUGAUAUUUUUCUUGCAAUUUAGACUACAAAAUCACCAAAGAAUAAUGUUUUGAAUCCUUUGUUUUGAUGAAUAAAUCAUAUAUGAGCUUCAUUGGUCGUCAUGCAACAAUUAAUGUUGUCAAGAUCUUCUCUUCUCAACUAAUUUAGUCAUACCUGUGCUAAAGAUCUAGACAGACUUGGAACCCUAUGUUUUUACUAUUGGACCAUCCUUUUUCGGUUUAA
Molecule: messenger RNA, 1259 nt
Organism: Coffea eugenioides
Lineage: Eukaryota; Viridiplantae; Streptophyta; Magnoliopsida; Gentianales; Rubiaceae
Product: (+)-neomenthol dehydrogenase-like
Exons: 5
Coding region: 55-966 (303 amino acids)
Cellular component (GO): membrane
Molecular function (GO): oxidoreductase activity, acting on the CH-OH group of donors, NAD or NADP as acceptor
Source: RefSeq, a predicted model, not a curated record